AGUCUCCUGUCUUUUGAGAGAGAGAGCGAAGCCCUGGGAAAGAGGAAGCUGGCGCUCCGUGAGGCUUUUGUGCGGCGGGAGUAGCGCUCAAGAUGGCGUCGUCGUCGUCGUCGUCGGUCCAGACCCAAAGCGGGAUCCUCCUCAGCGCGCUGUGUCCAAAAUUUCUGCAUACAAAUUCAACCAGUCACACCUGGCCUUUUAGUGCUGUAGCUGAACUUAUAGAUAAUGCAUAUGAUCCAGAUGUAAAUGCAAAACAGAUGUGGAUUGACCAAACAAUUAUAAAUGGGAACAUAUGCUUAAUAUUUAUGGACAAUGGAAAUGGUAUGAAUGCAGACAAAUUACAUAAGAUGUUGAGCUUUGGUUUCAGUGACAAAGUUACACUGAAUGGUCGUGUUCCAGUUGGAUUGUAUGGGAAUGGAUUUAAAUCAGGAUCCAUGCGUCUGGGAAAUGAUGCCAUUGUUUUCACCAAGAAUGGAGAAAUCAUGAGCGUGGGCAUGUUGUCUCAGACCUUCUUGGAAGUUACAAAAGCAGAACAUGUAAUUGUUCCCAUAAUAUCUUUCAACAAGAAACGGCAAGUAAUGAACCUAGAAGAAUCAGCAGCCAGCCUGAGGGCUAUUUUGGAACAUUCUUUGUUUCCCACAGAAGAGGAGUUGCUUGCAGAGCUUGAUGCUAUUAUAGGGAAAAAGGGGACACGGAUCAUUAUUUGGAACCUUCGAAGGGAAAAAAGUCAACAAACUGAAUUUGAUUUUGGUACAGAUAAAUAUGAUAUUCGGAUUCCUGCAGAUUUAGAUGAAGUAACAGGGAAAAGAGGCUACAAAAAACAAGAGAGACAAGAUCAGAUUACACCUGAAAGUGACUAUUCGUUAAGGGCCUACUGCAGUAUUUUAUAUUUAAAGCCAAGAAUGCAGAUCAUUUUAAGAGGACAGAAAGUACAAACACAACUGGUUUCCAAAAGCCUUGCCUAUAUUGAACGCGAUGUUUAUAGACCAAAGUUUUUGGCUCCCAAAACCGUAAGAAUUACCUUUGGAUUCAACUGCCGAAAUAAAGAUCACUAUGGAAUGAUGAUGUAUCACAGAAACAGGCUAAUCAAGGCAUAUGAAAGAGUUGGCUAUCAGCUGAAGGCAAACAAUAUGGGUGUAGGAGUAGUGGGGAUUAUUGAAUGCAGCUUCUUAAAACCAACCCAUAAUAAACAGGAUUUUGAUUAUACUAAUGAAUACAGGCUUACAAUACAUGCACUUGGUGAAAAGCUGAAUGAUUACUGGAAUGAGAUGCAAGCAAAGAAAAAAGACUAUCCCUUGGAAGUGUUAGCUGAAGAUACCCAGAAGCGACCUGAUCAGACCUGGGUUCAGUGUGAUUCAUGCCUGAAAUGGAGGAAGCUUCCAGAUGGAAUUCAUCGGUUGCCAGAAAAAUGGUAUUGCUCAUACAACCCUGACCCUCAGUUUAGAAAUUGCAAUGUGCCUGAAGAACCUGAAGAUGAUGAUUUAAUACCAUAUGAAAAAACACAUAAGAAAAAAGACAGAGAGAAAUUAAAGAAAAGACUGGAAUUUAGCCAACAGAUUUAUAAUGAAUUGUAUUUACCAACAUCAUCUGCCUUGCCAAAUACAUCUCCAGCAAUGAAUGAAAUGUUGCAUACAGAUGCUUCAAAUACACCUAUUUCAAGGUCUCUAAACUCAUCAGAAAAUGGCCCAGUAUCUUCUCCUCAUUCUGACCACGAAAACAGGUUUAAACGCAAGCUUUCGAAUCCUGCAACCCCAUUGCCUAUUAAGAUCACGCGGGUGACUAGCCAAGCAUUUGAGGACAGAAAACAAAACAAGGUUGAUGAUGACGAUGUUAUCAUCUUGGAAGAGAACAGUACUCCAAAGCCUGCAGAUAUUGCAGAGUGUGAUAUCAAAAUAGUAAAAGUGGAAGGUGGCACUGAUAUCAACUAUAAUGAAAUCGAAACAGAGAAUGCUGAAAACAGAGACGCUUGUUCUGAAGCAACAUGUUCAAAAGGAACUGUAGCAACACAAACUGAAAGGGAACAAUCAGAAGUAAAGAAGGAAGAUGUGAAGGACGACGCAGAUAAUAAUCUGCCCAUUUCAAAACUAAAAGCAACCUUUGUAGAACAUGUUUUAGACCCUAGUUUUGUGGAUUCAGAUAAAAGACCAAAUGAAUUAAGCAUUCGAUUGCAGUCUACCACUAGGGAAAAAGAAAACUAUCAAAAGCAGUGUGAUACAUUGUUGAAAGAAGUAAAUGAAUUAAAGCGAAAACUGAUGGAAUUGAAUGAUAAAUAUAUGAAAAAGGAAAUGUGCCAUCAGUCAACAGAAACAGAUAGUAUACUACCAGAUGAUGAACUGAGACAAAUUAAAGAGAGAAGUCCAGGGGAGAUGUUAAUUCUGUAUGAACAAGCAUUGAAUGAGGUGAAACAGUUAAAAGAACAGUGCAAUAGUCUGAAGAAUUUAAAAACGGAAUGCAAUAAAUGUAGAGAUAGUGAGAAUAAAAGUGAAGUCGAUGACAUGGCUGUGCAAAUAGAUGAUCUUUUCAGACAGCUGGACGAGUGCAGCGUUGAAAAAGACCAGUACAAGAAUGAGAUUGAACUACUGGAAAUGGAAAAAAACCAGCUGCGUAUUCAGUGUGAAGAGUUAAAAGAAGAAGUCACUCAGUUAAAAGCUUCAAUCCCGCAAGUGGUAUCACAUGCAAAUGGUCCUGUGGCUGGUAAUCUUGAUCCUGUAAAUUUUUCUGAUGGGGAAAGCCUGAAGCUGAGAUCCCUACGAGUUAAUGUGGGAAUGCUGCUGGCAUCAAUAAUGCCUGAUCUCGAUUUGCAACAAAUGAAUUACGACGUUGAUGUUGUUGAUGAGAUUCUAGGUCAAGUGGUAGAACAUAUGAAUGAUGAAAUCAAUAGUGCAUAAUUUUUUAUCCUGCCAUUAAAACACAGAUUUAUUCUAUCUCCUGUUUUAUGGUAAAGUUUACAACCUGUACAGAGUGUUCAUCUUCGUGCCAAAUGCGAUGCAAACAUGAACAUGGCAUUUGAAAAUUUGAGGUUAUUUUUUUAGCUCUCAUUUACUUCAAGGAAUCAGUGUUUUUGUUAGGACUGUGACAUUAAAGGAAAAGAAGUAAGCUUUUCCUGCUUCCUCCACAGCAAAUACUUUUCCCAAUGUCUCAUUUCCCAAAAGAGAAACUGAAUCUGUGUCUGUAUGAUCUUGACUUCUGAAGAAAUCAAGGGAUGUCAAGGAAAUCAAAGGAUGUCAAGAAAUCAAAAGAUGUCAAAAAAUCAAGGGAUGUCAUCACCAUGUUUGGUGGACAAAAAAGGAGUGAAAUCCUGCAUGCAGUCUUCAUGAGGAAAUUUGGGGCAUAUCUAUUAACAAAAAGGCACAUCUGAUUUCAUUCUUGUUUCAAACAAAGAAUUUACUACUCAGAACUCACUGCAGAUGUAUUAGGUUGCUACCUUUCAAUUUCAUCAUUUCUUACGGAUGUAUUUACCUUUUAUAAUGCAUUCAAGAGUUACACAAAGAUGAUAUAUGCUGUUGUAUGCUUUUCUAACUUGUUUUUUAAGAUGAACAGUGGCAAUAUUGUCAAGUAGAAUUCUCCCCCCUCCCCAAUAACUUGUAUUUUAUAGAGGUUUAUGAAUAUUUCUAAGCUUUGAUACCUGACAAUGUAUUAUAACACUGGUUAAAGUAUUGCAACAUAAUUGUUAAAUAUCAUAUUACAUUCAUUUAAUGAAAAGAUACAGAUGUUUAGCAAAAUCAUGUGGUUUUGAGGAGUUAUUUUUCCAUACUUUUUUCCAUUACUCUUGCUGUAUUCUUCAGUACUGGAAUGUACUGUAAAGUCUGAAUAAAAACUUGUCUGUAUGGAGAAUGUUAUUUAAAUUUUUGCUGUACAUUUACUUUUGAAUGAAAGGGAAUAAAUGAAAAUAAAAUUUUAUUUACAUGAAACAAAUCAAAA
Molecule: messenger RNA, 3921 nt
Organism: Anolis sagrei ordinatus
Lineage: Eukaryota; Metazoa; Chordata; Lepidosauria; Squamata; Anolidae
Source: RefSeq, a predicted model, not a curated record